AUGCUUUGAACUCCUGCUUUCAUUUUCGCUAUUGUGUCUGCAAAACCAGCUUUCGAGGGUCGUUUGGAAAAGGUCCAGAAGUUGGUGUUUGGAAAAUGGGAGGCAGCAGCAGUAAGCCUACUGAACCAUCCAGGAGAUUGGUGCCUUUGCGGGGUGCCUGGUUUAAGCCUGUGGUGGAACAGGAGAGGAAACCAGAGCUCCUUAAAGACCCAUGGAGGAAUGCUAAGUGGGAUGAGAGUGCACGAACCAAACUCAUGCAAUCCCUGAAAGAGUACAAGCCCCCUGUUGAUUCAGUACCUCAGGCUCGGAUUCUUCUAAUUGGUUUAGUUGGUGCUGGAAAAUCGAGCUUCUUCAACUCCAUCAACUCGAUCUUCCGUGGCAACAUAACAAGUCAAGCAGAAGCAGGAGACAUGGGAACCAGCCUGACCUUAAAGUAUCGCACUUACCAGGUGAAGGCGGGCCGAGGUGGACAGCCUCUCUCAUUCCUACUGUGUGACACCAUGGGACUGGAAGCAACUGACGAUGGAGGGGUGAAAACUGAAGAUAUAGUGAGCAUCCUGAAGGGCUAUGUACCGGACAAGUACCAGUUCAACCCUGUGCAGGCAAAGGUUACUGAUGACUGUCAGACGGGCAGCCGAUUGCCAGUUCAGGACAGGAUCCACUGUGUGGUGUAUGUCAUAGAUGCUACCAAACUUGCAAUUAUGCCUGAAGGAAUGAAGAACAAAAUUGAUGAAAUCCGAAAGAAAACAAAGUAUCAUGAAGUCCCUCUAAUGGUGCUACUGACCAAAGUGGACAAAGCGUGCCCACUUGUGGAAAAGGAUUUGAAGAACGUGUACCGCAGCUGCUACAUAAAGGGUCUGAUCGAUAAAGUGCAUCAAAGUCUGGGCAUCCCAGCGUUAUAUGUGCUACCAGUGAAGAAUUACUCCCAUGAGAUUGAGCUGAAUGACACCUGUGACAUCCUGCUCCUCACCGCCAUGCAGAAGAUGCUCAACUUUGCUGACGGUUACUUUGACAACUGGGAGGAAGACACAGAGUAGAUGAAUUCAUUAUAUUUGGGGGCAAUGCCAUUGCAUCACUCUGAUGCUGUCAAGAGCUGCUGUCCAUGUUCUUGCGUUUCUUGUGUUCUGCACCACAUAUUAGAUCCAUGUAACCUACAUUAGCCUAUUUCUUUACCUUUCCUUACACACAAACCUUUUCAUACCUUGGAUUUAAAAUUGUUUUUUCACUUUGGUAUGAAUGAGAAAUACUUAAAUACUAUCAGAUAUAUAAUACAUACUCAAGUAGCCUAUACACUGUGGAAGUUAAAAAAUUUGGAUGGACAAAAAAAUGGAAUACAGGCACCUUAGAGUAGGAGAGGUAUCUUGCUUAUUGCAUCUGUUUGAACACGGCUUCCCCCACAUACAAAGCAAAGAAGCCCCUGACUGACAAAUCAACAUACUUUUUAAACUUUUUCUGCUAGUGACACCCUGCACAUGAUCACCAGCUGUUCCCUGCUGUUUUCUUGCGAGUUCAUCUCCAGUUCACAUGAUCUUCCAAGGCCUUUCGCUCCCUAUCCUCCCUAAUCUUGCCUUUCCUUGUAAGUCUUGUGCAGAGGUCUUGCUCGCUCUCAUCAUUUCUGACAACCUCUAAACACUUGAUUAAAAGUAAAAUAACAUUUUUAUAUAUUUAUACAUAAAUUUUGAGAGUAUAUGUAUCACAUGUUCUUAACCUACACUGAUUCAGUUAUAUGAUUCAAUCCCACUGAAUCCCAUUGGUUGAAUGGUUCAUUCCCACUGAAGUAUUCCAUAUUGCACAUGUUCUGUAAUCCAGCAAAGCAAGAGUUAAUUUCACAAAGUGACAGCCAGGGUAGGUUCUACACAAACUAAGAGCUGUGUUCCCUCCCAGAUGGGAGAGUAAUUAUGGGUCAUGGGGGCACACUCUGAAACCAGGCACAAACCUCUUAGUCACAUUUGUAGUGAAUAACCAUAUUUGCAGUGAAAAAGGCCCAAGGUAUUGACAGCAAUCCCAGCAGCCCUCAACUCUCUUACCUACUAAUUUUCUUAGGGGUACAAGACUUAGGUUAAUUUUGCUUCCACAACGCUGUAACCCUACACUGGAUUAGAUGCUAAGCUAAUAAAAUGACUUGAUUCCAA
Molecule: messenger RNA, 2132 nt
Organism: Paramormyrops kingsleyae
Lineage: Eukaryota; Metazoa; Chordata; Actinopteri; Osteoglossiformes; Mormyridae
Product: interferon-induced protein 44-like
Biological process (GO): immune response
Molecular function (GO): GTP binding
Source: RefSeq, a predicted model, not a curated record